AUGACCUUGGUCUCAAAUGAUCCAAGUUGGUGGCCCUUCAUUGUUUCGACUCGCAUUUCCAGCUAUAUCGUAGUUGCUUCCUCGGCUUUGGUGAUGUAUGAUUGGGCACUGACUUUUGGACAAGAGAUCGAACUGGUCUGGAAGCAACACUGCUCCCUUAUGACCGUCCUUUAUCUGAGUGUGCGCUACGCUGGAAUUUUUCAAGCCGCCGUCCAGUUUCUGACCAAUAUCCCGACGAUUUUUGGGACGGAUGUAGUGAGUUCUCUGCGCUAA
This is a messenger RNA of Suillus bovinus, 273 nucleotides long. RefSeq lists its product as uncharacterized. The transcript is spliced from 8 exons. The coding region runs from base 1 to 273 and encodes 90 amino acids. NCBI's taxonomy places the organism in Eukaryota, Fungi, Basidiomycota, Agaricomycetes, Boletales, Suillaceae. The record is from RefSeq and is a predicted model, not a curated record.